Molecule: messenger RNA, 7863 nt
Organism: Orcinus orca (killer whale)
Lineage: Eukaryota; Metazoa; Chordata; Mammalia; Artiodactyla; Delphinidae
Gene: KCNJ16
Product: potassium inwardly rectifying channel subfamily J member 16
Exons: 2
Coding region: 4433-5692 (419 amino acids)
Biological process (GO): potassium ion import across plasma membrane; regulation of monoatomic ion transmembrane transport
Cellular component (GO): plasma membrane
Molecular function (GO): inward rectifier potassium channel activity
Source: RefSeq, a predicted model, not a curated record
CUUUUGUCUGAAGAACUGGCUGUUGGAAGUAAGACGUGACUUGUUUUGCAGAGGGACAGCAGGGGGACAGGAAAAUCCUGUGAGAGCUACGGAAGACAUUUUUAUCUGAGUUUAAGGAAGGACUUCCUCAUUGAGAGAGUUGAGUCAUCAUAAAAUAGGAACAGAACACGUGAGGGUCACUGAGGUCCCUGUCAAUGAAAAUGUCCCAGCAGAGACCGAGGGCCACCUUGAGGGGCUGUCAUACCAGGGCUCAGGCAAGGACGUCUCGCUGUGCUCGUGCCCUUCUGAGCCUUUGAGGUGACAGACACGGCCACUGCGGCGAUUCUCACAGGGUCUUUGCUCAGUAAUGCGUGUAUUCGGUAGAUGGUACAACCACCAGCCGGAGAAGUGAUUCAUUCCAGUUCAGAAAAUAAUGAUCCAAGCAGAAAUGUUUAUGAUGCCUUUUUGAUAAGCUUUAAAAUGGAACAAUGAUCGCUCAUUUGAGAGGAAGCCCACACUAACCAAUUGACCACUGAUUGAUUUCUGAGUCCACAUUUGGACAUCUAUUAAGAUUGUCCACUCCACUUUGGCACAGUUUGGCCAAAGAGAGGAAAAUAAGUAAGUUUCCCACAGCUUAGGAACAUAGGUAGCGGGAGAGACUUUCGUAAGUGGCGGGAGAGGCCCUGUUUCGAGUGAGAACUUCAGAUACUUCCUCUGUCGCCUAUGGUCACCGGGCAGUUGGAAUAACAGGAAGCCCUCCGGCCAGCAAUAGUGGCUCCUCUGAAGUUUGUUUGGGUCUAUCCAAAGGCACGGUUUCAGCAGGGGCUAAGGCUACACCAAACAACUUAGAAUUUCCCCUUGAGUAUGGAAAAUUAUGUUAACAUAAACAAUUCUGUCCAUUACCUAGUGUCUACAAUGUACCAUAGAAAGGUCUAACUUUUUUUUCUAUUUCAAAUUACUCUAUUAAAUUAGCCAGUUUGAUUAUCUUAUAGAUCACCAUAAGAAUAGUCAUAUAGUUUUUCCCUAAGCGCGAUGCCUUCCAUUUUACACACUUUUACUCUUACCUGACACUUUGCCCGUUCCUUCAGCCAUGUAAGAUCUUCCAGUGUUUUCCAUUUUUCGUUUGACUUUUCACCACCCAGAAAUCAUCCUCCAGCCCACAUGUGUGUCUCUUUGUGUUCUCCCAUCAGACUGUUAUUUAACGGCAUUGAAAGGGCAAAUAUUAUUGUCUGAUGCUUUUAUAAGUGCUUUACGAAUAUUCAUUUAUUGCUUCUGCUGAGAGCUAUACCGAAUAGGUGUUCUUAUUAUCAUUUGUUUACUGAGGCACCGCGAGAGUCAGGCUUCUAAUCAGCAGAGUGUCUCCCACCGCAGUUCGUAAUCACUAUGUUGCCUCGCACUUUAAAGAUAAGAAAUUGAACCCAUCUUAACGCGAUUCUCUGAAAAACCAAUGCGGACACUUAAUGCCUCAAUGGAAAUGUGCUUUCUCCCCACCUAUUUUCCUGAAGUCCAGCCUUCUUAUGAAUGGAUAUUUUCCUAAGCACAGAGCUGUGUUAACAUCGAGUUCCAAACACUGCAUCCUUUUAUACACAUUUUACAUAUGUAUCUUCUCCUUCAAGAAUCCACCUUUAUUGUGUUUUAGGAAAGAAAUCAUAUUUACGUAUUUUGUGAAUCCAUAUUCUAUUAUGGAUUCCACUAACCGAGAGUAAAACUCAUCUACCUGGUUCUUUGAGGCUAGGAGAGCAGUUCUCAACCAGGGCUGAUUUUGUCACCCAGGGGACAUUUGACAGUGUCUGGACACAUUGCUGGCUGUCAGUAUGGGGGUUGGGGUCAUGUGGCAUCUCGUGGGAGGAGUUUAGGGUUGUUGCUAAACACCCUAUAAGCCCAGAACAUCCAAAAAGAAGAAUUAUCUGGCCCCAAAUACCAAGGCUGAACAUCCCAGGUCUAGGGUAUCCUGUGCAUUUAAAGUGAUUCUGUUGAGGACAAUGUAUGCCCCUCCUCAACUGUACUAUAAAAGCUGUAGAAAACUCUGUGCAUAUGCGACUACACCUAUUAACGGGUCUCUCAUUAACAUAUCAGUCUGUCAUUAAGUAGAUUCUCAACUGAUAUGUCUCAUAUUUUAUUUGCUCUUCUCACAAAUCUGAAUGGUUUAGAAAGAACUCAGAUUCAUAACGUAGUCUGAAAACGAAUAUAACUCUUAAGGAAAAUGGUGAUAAUAGCAGAUUUCUAUAGUACUUGUUAUUCACUCAUUCAUUCAUUCAUUCUUUUUUUUUUCAAGAAAUAACUAUUAAGCAUAAACUGUACACCAGACAAUGUUAUAGGUGAACAAGUAGUUUAGGAGUAGGCUAUGAUUAAUUUGUAGAUUAAAGUUAGGAUUAUUUUAAUGUACUGAGAAGUUAUUAGUAUGGGUUUUAUAUUUUCUAUAGUUUAUGUUGUUCUACACAAGUAUAGAAACAAUGUUUUAUUUACGAUGAAAUUAAGCCAAAUAUUUUGCAUAAUGUAGGAAAAAAAUGGGAGAGAAAAUGAUUUUUAGAAAGUUGAUUAUUCGCUUUUCACCCAGUUAGUUAAAUUGGUGGUUGGUAACAUAACAUGCACAAAGCAGACACAGCUGUUGGUCCAAUACAAGUAUUCUACGCUCUCCUCAUGAUUUUGUAAUGAAACCAGGAGACCAAACAGGACACCUUCUUCAAGUCUCCCAAAAGAAGUACUUAUUUUUAAUAAAAACGACACACAAGAAUCCUUGUAGGACAUUUACUUAAUUUAAAAGUUAAGAAGGGCUUCCCUGGUGGCACAGUGGUUGAGAGUCCGCCUACCGAUGCAGGGGGCGUGGGUUCGUGCCCCGGUCUGGGAAGAUCCCACAUGCCGUGGAGCGGCUGGGCCCGUGAGCCAUGGCCGCUGAGCCUGCGCGUCCGGAGCCUGUUGCUCCGCAACGGGAGAGGCCACAACAGUGAGAGGCCCGCGUACCGCAAAAAAAAAAUAAAAUUAAGAAGUUGGCAAAAUCUUCCGUGACAAACCGUACAUCCCUCAUAUUAAAGCAAAACAAAAAACUGCCUCCCUGAGAAAUAAACCCCCCUUGAGCCCCAUAUUCCUUCCCAUCCAUCAGCCCAUUUUUCUACUCCAUUUGACAGCAGGACUCCUUACAAAGGGGAUACAUGUUUUCUCCACUUCCUCUCACCCUGUUCCCACUUGUUCCUGAUCUAAUCAGGCAUUUGUCUCCAGGACUCUACUGAAACAUCUCUCGUCAAGCCGCCGGUGACGUCACGUGGCCACAUCCAACAGUUAGUUCUUAGUCCUCAUCUUGACCUCUCCUUAAUCUCCGACACAGAGGAUCACUCCCUUUUUCUUGCCAUCUUUUCUUCACCUCCUGCCACAUCUCGUGGUUUUCUCUCUACUUGAAGAAAUUCUCCUUUUCAGUCUCCUUCACUGGCUCAUCCAGUUAACCACAAUAAAACCUCAACCACUGAGUUCCCCACUCCAAAAUUCCUUCUCUCCUGGUUUCAUCAUCUUAGUAAUUGGUACCAGCAUCCAAUCAAUUUCUUAGAAAUGUCCACAUUUUCAUGACCAGUUCAUUCCAAAUUAUAAGACUUCCCAAUAGGUGAAAAGUGGAUAUCGAGUAAGAGACUUAUUCUCUCCCAUAUCCCAAACUUAGAACAGACAAGCCAGAAAAUAAAAUGGGCUUCUCAGAAAAAUAUCUAAACGUUGUCCUUGAAACCACUACUGGGCUUGUCAGUGGUCUUCAAGGGGCACACAUUUCCUUGGAAUCCAAAUGAAAUACUGUUCGCCUUAGGUGUACGAUUACAUAGACAGGGUGUGUUUGCAGAGAAAAAUCUUUACAGUGACAGUCUAGGGCACCUACACUUAAGAAGAACACACUUGGAAGAAGUUGUUCAAGUCCUGGAGGUGUUAGUGAGAAAAAAAAUCCAGCCUCUGGGACGGUGAGAAGUUUAGGGGCAACUUUCGGCCAUGUUGUGAUUUGGGGAGGGCCUUGUUGAAUAAGUUCAAAACACAAAGGUAUAGAUGGGCAGGAAGGGAGGCUCUUUCUUCUUGAUUCUUGUUUUCUGGAAGCCACCACUGGCAAGACUAUCUCCUACGGGUAGGCAUGGGAACAAGUUAAAGAAAGUGUUGAUUCUCUAGAGGCAAGCGGAGAUCUCAGCGGCCUUUGUAUGUGGUGAAUGUGUCCGGAAAGGCAAAGAAGAGCGAGAUUCUCCCGUGGGUUUUCUCAUCUCCAUGGCGGUGGGUGCUGACAGCUUGAGAGCGAGCUCGGAGGAGCAGAGAGAAAGGAGCCCUGGACGUCCAGUUGCCGUGCUCUUACACGACGCAAAGGACACGGGGGUCUGAGCUGAACUUCAUCAUCCGUAACUAAGGUUUGAAGUGAAAACUCACAAAUAGCAGUCAGUGCCCCUAGAACCGUCGCCGUCCCAGGAGCCACCCGGAUGCCCGAAGGGCAGUAGAAAGCAUGAGCUUCUACGGCAGCAGCUACCCGAUCGUGAACGUGGACCCCAAAUACCCGGGCUACCCCCAGGAGCACGUUCUAGCCGAGAAGCGAAGAGCCAGGCGGCGUCUCCUGCAUAAAGACGGCAGCUGUAACGUGUACUUCAAGCACAUUUUUGGAGAAUGGGGCAGCUACGUGGUGGACAUCUUCACCACCCUCGUGGACACCAAGUGGCGUCACAUGUUCGUGAUAUUCUCGUUGUCUUACAUUCUCUCCUGGUUGAUAUUUGGCUCUAUCUUUUGGCUCAUAGCCUUUCAUCACGGAGACCUGUUGAACGAUCCCGACAUCACGCCUUGUGUGGACAACGUGCAUUCCUUCACGGGGGCGUUUCUAUUCUCCCUGGAGACCCAGACCACCAUCGGGUACGGUUCCCGCUGUGUCACCGAGGAAUGUUCCGCGGCCGUGCUCAUGGUGAUCCUUCAGUCCAUCUUAAGCAGCAUCAUAAACACCUUCAUCAUUGGGGCUGCCUUGGCCAAAAUGGCGACCGCCAGGAAGAGAGCCCAGACCAUCCGGUUCAGCUACUUCGCCCUCAUCGGCAUGAGAGACGGGAAACUUUGCCUCAUGUGGCGCAUCGGUGAAUUCCGCCCCAACCACGUGGUAGAAGGCACGGUCAGGGCCCAGCUUCUCCGCUACACGGAAGACAGCGACGGGCGGAUGACGAUGGCAUUUAAGGACCUAAAGUUAGUCAAUGACCAGAUCAUCCUUGUCACACCAGUAACGAUCGUUCAUGAAAUCGACCACGAGAGCCCUCUGUAUGCCCUUGACCGAAAAGCCGUGGCCAAAGAUAACUUCGAGAUUUUGGUGACGUUUAUCUAUACUGGCGACUCUACCGGGACUUCUCACCAAUCCAGGAGUUCCUACGUUCCCCGAGAAAUUCUCUGGGGCCAUAGGUUUAAUGAUGUCUUGGAAGUGAAGAGAAAGUAUUACAAAGUGAACUGCUUACAGUUCGAGGGCAGCGUGGAAGUCUAUGCUCCCUUUUGCAGCGCCAAGCAACUGGACUGGAAGGACCAGCAGAUCCACAACAUGGGAAAAGGCCCGCCAGCCCAAGGACCCGGCACAUCAGACACCAAUGUCAGAAGAAGGUCAUUUAGCGCCGUUGCCAUCGUCAGCAGCUGUGAAAACCCAGAGGAGACCACCACCUCUGGCACGGAUCAGUGUAAGGAAGCGCCUUAUCAGAAAGCUCUCCUGACUUUGAAUAGGAUCUCUGUAGAAUCCCAAAUGUAGUCCUGAGUUGUAAGUACGAGGGCUCCCAGUCAAUGUUUUUACCCCCUAGCCAAUCGCCUUAAGGCAAGUAGUUAUCAACAGAGCUUUUAAAGAAGGUGAUAGCUGUCUUUGAUGGUGAAGGAAGAUAAAUAGAGCAGGUUAAACUUGAUAAAAGAUAUCUAAGCAUUACAUCAUAUCCAACUGUUUAACUUUUUUUUUUUGGCUAGCAAAUUUUGUGUUAGGGGUGGUAUUAAGAGGCCUAAUUGAUUAAUUUAAAUUUCGUCUCCUUUUGUUAUUCCGUAUACUUGUAUUGUCAGUUGGAGGUAUAAUAUUCAAUAAUGGGGAACAAAGGUAGGACACUGGGAUAAUAGAAAGUAGAAAGGAGAAUAGCAUGAAUAAUAAAAAUUUUAAAUGGAUCCAAAUCGGUAGUAUGAGUUACCUAUAAAGACAUUAUAUCAUAUAAUCAAGAUGUGCAAGGGAUGCGUUUGGUAGAUUGUAACGUCGAGCUGUUUAACUGUGAAAUCAGUCCCUGUGUUUGCCCCGCAGAGUGUCUUGGUAUCAGCUGGCAGAGGCAGUGGCCGUAGGAAGUAACAAUGCCCCCGGUUCUGACAGUGAAUCCCCUGCCACUUGCCAGGUAAUGAUCAAGCAGUGCUAGAAGCUACUUUUUCUCUCAUCCGUGAGGCAGAAGAAAAGUUGGCGUUAUUACUCGGAGAGGUAUUUCUCUCUUAAAUGCUCUGUUUGACUCCAACAAAUGGCUCAGGGUGGGGGAGCGCAGAAAUAAGGCAAACAGGAGCUUUGUAAAGUGUGUGACAAGGGGACUGCUUAUGUCCACCUCCCCACACCUUCUUUGAGGAAGGACAAGAAGAAGGAUCGGGACCCUAGAGAUGGGGUGAGGGAAUGGAGAGCCGUAAACAUCCUCAGACUCUUUGAGAGAAAAGUGUUCCUGGGUCCUGGAAGAUGGAGCUCUGGCUACACAAGGGAUGGAACCCUGUUUUUUUGGGGUUUUUUUAGCAGUUGCGGUGGGGUUAGGAGGUGGGGAGGCUGUGAGGGGAAAAGUAUUUAUUUGUGCCUAGAAGCAAUUAUGUAUGUUUCCCGUAUGGGUCACUUUAGAAAACACAAAUAACUUGAAUUGUGAAUUUUAAGAAACGCUUCCAUUGAACUUGGAACAAUCAUUUAAAUGCAGGAUUUUGUGAAUAUAAUUAAGGUGAUUUUAAUGCACCUUAUGAAGUGGGUCAGCUACGUGCUUUAGAAUUGCUUAAAUUGUAGGACAGGAGAUAACUGUGUAUACUCUAUUUCCACCUUAAAAGAUGUUAAUCAUGAUUACUUUAAACACAAAUCCAAUCACCUGCGAGUGAAGAGGCACUCACUCUAAGCUUUAUCAGUUGAAGACUUACGAGCUAUAUUCCGAAUUAUCUGUGUUAUUUUUUACAUUCUUGCUGAGCUGGUAAUAAGUAUAUGCCACAGGUUUUCACGUGUUUAUUUUAUUUAAAUAUAUAUAUACACACACACAGUUUUUGCUUUUUUCUGGAAAAUCUCUCUCUCUCUCUCCCCAUUUAAAUUAAAGCACACAAGUAAAUUUUACUGAAUCGCAGAGUCCAAGAUUACCAACAGAAGUAAAAUGUAUGGGUAUAUAAAGUUUUUCUUCUGUUUCCUUCUUUUCUCUCCUUUUUCCUUCCUCCCUCGCUGCUUUCCUUCUUUCCCUUUCCUCCUCCUUUCUUUUGCCUGUGAGCAAUAGUUAUUUUAUGAUGCACAGGUGCAGAGCUCGUACUCCUGUUGCUGUAUGGAUAAGAGAUCUGUUCAGGUCGCAGGUUGCAAAAUCGUCCUGAAACUUAACAUCAGAGUGCUCAAUAACGCGUUUCUUUCUUCCAGUCUUGUUUCAGGAACGCAAAACCCAUGUUUCUAAAACUGCACAUGCCCUGUAGAUUCGGAUUUUGGAGCAGCAAUUACUCAGCUAAAUUAGAAUAUUACAAUCCACCAAGCAGAAAACAGCCAGCACUACAACAAACAAACUUGCCCCCUUUUUUGGCAUGUUUCACACCCGUCUAGUUUCAUUCACUUUCCUUCCUGGACUCUGCUCGUUCGCGAUCUUCCUCUGUUAGUAUCCGGAUAGAGGUGUCACUGUCCAGUAAAUACACUCUGUCGGGCUUCGUGCCUCUUCCAUCAAAUUCUCUUACCCAGAAUAGAAUGUACAA